Messenger RNA from Synchiropus splendidus (mandarinfish), 2876 nucleotides. RefSeq names its product Dexi homolog (mouse) (gene dexi). Bases 274 to 543 code for a protein of 89 amino acids. Lineage: Eukaryota; Metazoa; Chordata; Actinopteri; Syngnathiformes; Callionymidae. The transcript is spliced from 3 exons. The record is from RefSeq and is a predicted model, not a curated record.
GCCGGGUUUGUCCUGUCGCGAGCUAAUCAGCGUAGUCGGGUUCGGAUGUCACUCUGUGGUCUGUUUUGAUGCGGCUCCUUUAUUCCAGUUUUCUCAGAUAAAUGAAAGAAACAAUCUACUUUCAGACGCUCAGUCUGUCCUGGACGAUGCGAGUAAGACAGAAGCUGCCCGUCAGCCACGCGGAGCCCAAAUGGACGCUCAAGUCACAUCGACCCUGACUGACUGAAAUCAAAAUCCGCCUCCUCCACACCAACUGACGUAGAUGAAGUUUCUAUGCCACAACCAAUCUCUGCUCAACUAGAUUCCGUGGAGUCACUCUUGGAGGAACUUCCAUAUAUGUUCUAUCUAGGCCUGUUCUUUGUGAACGUCUUGAUCGUCUACUAUGCCUUUCUAAUGGAGUACAUCGUCCUAAAUGUGGGGAUAGUGUUUCUGCCAGAGGAUAUGGACCAGGCUUUAGUGGAUCUCGGGGUUCUUUCUGACCCAGCGUCAGUCCCCUACGACACAGACACUGAGCUGGAUGUGUUUGAGGGUUAUCUGGAGUGACAGAUAUGGAGAAUGUCUUGGCUGAAAGAUAGAGAUGACGCUUGACCACGCCGCUUCAAUCCAUCAAUAACCACAAAGGAUGAACUUUUGCCACCAGACAAGAUGCAUAGUUUGUUGCAUUUCAAUGAGGCCAUUGGUUGUAGGGACAGUUUGCAUUGUUUCCCUUGUCAGCUUGAAAGACAACUUCAGUAUUUCACCGCCAUUCAGUCGCUGCUGGCGCUGAAUAUUAAUCAGGGUUUUGUGGGGAGCUGGAGAAGAGAGACCUGGAAAAGCUCACUUGAUCACUCCAAGAAAGUUUCACGUGUGAGUGCACAUCGGUGAAGGAAAGUUCGAAAAGCAGUGUCAUGUGUUGACAGUAAUCUAUUUUAAAUGAUCACACAAGUCAACUUUGGUGAAAGCUUUUUUAAGAAGUUUUACAUUCAUUUUUGUCAAUGUUCAUUUUCCACAAAUGUAUGAUGUAAGUAGAGAAAAUGACUGCAUGCUGCCUUGGUGGGAUGCAUGUUUUCUUGGCCUGGAAUUUCUCUCUGUUUGUGAUUUCUUUGCAACAUACUUUGCAUUUGAUUCAUUCUUGGAAGCAAUAACAGCCCAGAUUGAAUGAGUUCAUACAUGCCAUGCACAUAAACAUGCACAGCCUCUCGAAUGAGCUUACUGAUAGUUAUGUGGAUGGAAAAUAAGAAUAUUUAUUUUGAGCUCAUCAUACUGCAAAGAAAGAAGCUGAUCAAUGCUUUGAAAUUAUCACAGCUAAACGAUUUAGAUUAAUGGUCAUAAGGCAAAUUGCAGUUUAGAGAGCUGGACACAAUAGAAAGCUUGCAAUUACAUGUAAAUGUUGCUGUUCACUCCAGCAAUACACUCAUAACUACCUGUGUUAACAUUUCACUGAUUCACUUGUGAUGCCAUGUGAUGUGUGCACCUCUUAACGCCUGACUAUUACACUGCUUUUACAUGGUGGUCCCAGCCCAUCCUUUCAGUUGCCAGAUACACUUUUUUUUAUUACUUCAAGAAUGCUGCUGAAUGACAAAAGUAGACUAAAGCUCAGGAUUCUACCUCUCAUUAAAGAUAUUUUGUUUAAGCUUUUGAUAAGUGAAGUUGUUGAUAUCUACACUGACGUUGACUGAAAGUAAAUCCAAACUGGUAUUUUACCUACUUUUCACAAGUAUGAUUCGAUGUCUCACUCUCAUAUAAGACUGCUGGUAGACGGUAAAAACAAAAGCUAUAAUUUCAUGCAGUUCAAAUCUUAUUGUUAUAUAAUCACUCCACAUUCUUGUGCAUAUGCUGGAAUAAGCUGUGCUUUUGGAGUUAUGUUUUACAACGUAUUUAAUAAAACUUUAUUCAAUGCCAUCCGAAACAAAGUUGUACUUUCUCUGCAGAACCUAUUUUGGGUAAAAACAAAGGCAAGAAAAUGUACACUCAGUCUCACACACCCGUAACCUAACCCUAAAGAGGACAGAUUACAUUUGCAAUGCAUGUAUUGUGGAUCAGUUCUAUCUUCUCAUCUUAAGAACAAUGUUGGUUACAUCACUUGAGCCAUUAAGGGGCUUAUCAAUUCACAUUUUCUUCUAAAUUACGUACUGCUCCCAAACAAAUGGAUCCCCAAAAGGGCGGCAGUGCAGGUUUUUCUCCCAACCCUGCCAGCACAUACUGUAUAGGUUACCAACCGGGUGUCUGCCGAAACAAACCAGACUGACAAUCCAUCGAUGACAGUGUUAUGACGCCAACUGCACCACGGUGUUGAAUCUCUUUAUUAAUCCAGUGAAAAACAAAUCGGGUUUCAUCCUCAGAUUGAGCAAAUGUAGUUUUCUAGUGACUAGUUAUUACGAGUUAAGCUUGUCUGUUGAAGCUUUAAGAAACAUCUUUAUUGUUUUUCCUCAAUUGCGAGCCAAAAUAAACUCUGCUCCAACAUGAUGGAUCAACUGAUGCUUUGGAUUUCUUGAAGAUGGUUGGAACAAUAGUCCUGGAUACCUGCCGAAAGACACACAAAAUUAUUCCAGCUUCUCACCAUCACAAAUAAUUUUUUUAAACUCUCAAUUCCAAUUGGAACUCACUCUGCACAAUCUUCAAAUAGACUUUGGUAGCAGGAGAGUCAGGCACUUUGUUGAGGAAAGAUGUGCCUUCGUCACAGCUCCGUGCAAUCCUGGGGUCAAGCGGUACUUUACCCAGCAGGGGCAGACUUAGGUCUGCGCACAUAUUCUCAGCACCGCCAGUGGUUGGAGGAAAGAUCUGUGACGGGUUCUGGAAAACACAUAGUAUCCACUUAUUAAACCAAACCACUUUUGCAGUUAAAAAACUUUUGUAAAACAUCUGAAAAUGAGGAAAUGUUACCACUUCCGUGUGCA